Molecule: messenger RNA, 2734 nt
Organism: Misgurnus anguillicaudatus (oriental weatherfish)
Lineage: Eukaryota; Metazoa; Chordata; Actinopteri; Cypriniformes; Cobitidae
Gene: clic4
Product: chloride intracellular channel 4
Source: RefSeq, a predicted model, not a curated record
CCGUUGAUUUUUUUUCCCUCGUCGUCGCCAUCCUGAGAGAGCAGCAACGGAGGAGACGUAGCGGAUUUUAUCGGGUCGUCCGUAGCGGUUCGUUUCUAGACGGCGGGCCUCGUCGAAAGUGCUUUUGUUGAUUUUUGGAGAAAGAAGCUGAUUUUGGGUCUUUUAACGGUCUUUGUCUCGGUGCUCGUUUGGAGACACUGCAGUCUGAUAUUGCGUUCGGGAAAGAGGGAGGCGUUGAAAAGUGAGUGCUGGAAAACUUUGCCACGGUGAAGAAAUAUCUGGGUGCAUAAAAGCAAAAGUUCGGGAUGUCUCUUUCGGUACCUCAGAACGGUGUGAAGGGGGAUAACGAACCCCUCAUCGAGCUUUUUGUGAAGGCGGGCUGCGAUGGAGAGAGUAUUGGAAACUGUCCGUUUUCUCAGCGUCUCUUCAUGAUCUUGUGGCUGAAGGGUGUGGUCUUCAAUGUCACCACUGUGGACCUGAAGCGAAAACCAGCUGACCUACAGAAUCUUGCCCCAGGAACACAUCCCCCUUUCAUUACAUUUAAUGGAGAGGUCAAGACAGAUGUCAACAAGAUUGAAGAGUUUCUAGAGGACGUCCUCUGCCCUCCAAAAUACUCCAAACUCAGUGCCAGACAUCCAGAAUCCAACACUGCAGGGAUGGAUAUAUUCGCCAAGUUUUCCGCCUUUAUCAAGAACUCCAAACCUGAUGCCAAUGAGGCAUUGGAGAGGGGACUGCUAAAGACCUUGCAGAAGUUGGAUGAGUACCUGUGUUCCCCUUUACCGGAUGAGAUCGACCACAACAGCAUGGAAGACAUGAAAGCAUCCGAUCGCAAGUUUUUGGAUGGCGAGGACAUGACGCUGGCAGAUUGCAACCUGCUACCCAAACUCCACAUAGUUAAGGUGGUGGCAAAUAAAUACAGAGGUUUCGAGAUCCCUAAAGACAUGACGGGCAUCUGGAGGUACCUGAACAACGCCUACAAGCGCGAGGAGUUCACCAACACGUGCCCAAGCGACAAGGAAAUCGAGAUCGCCUAUGCCGACGUAGCCAAACGGCUUGUUAAAUAAUGCCUCGACUCGCCCCAUCGCACCAUUCUGGGACUGUUUAUCACACAAGAAAGAGAAAAAACAAACUGGACUCUUUUUUUCCUUUUUUAUUUUGAGUUAAUAGCCAAAUGCAUGAUUUCUCCCUACUUGCCCCUUUGUUACAGUUCUGUAGGAUAUUUCAUCACACUUUACUAUAUCAAUUUUUAUUUUUUGUUUUAGUUUAAGUGUUAAGGCAGGUAAUAGCGGAUACUGAUGAUGUAUCAUUGGCUAAUAGACACAUCCAUAUAUCUCAUUCACCCACGCUAUGUAGCAAUAACAGAGUGGGUUCACCAGCCAUGUUGGUUUAUUAUUGAUUUACAAUGCUUGGAAGGUAAAACGUCCUAUUUCUUUUUUUUUUUGGCUAGAUUUAUAUAAACAGUGUUGAAAGCUCCAGUGUUUAUUUUCAGAGAGUUUUAGAGAGCGGCGUAGCACUCUGACCUUAACCCAAAUACUCCAAGACUCGAAUGAAUGAAGUUUAAAAUGAAUGAAGUGCAUAUUGAAUUAGGUCUAUGUGUCUUAAUGAAGUUCAUAUCAUAUACAUAAGUCAUUGUUAAGUUGCAGCACCUGUGGCCUUUUGAUGAAGGACAGUCAUCUUUAACAGACUAUAGACACAUGAAGAUAUGCUAUUGGUCUGCCUUAUUUACUCUUAAAGCAUUUAUUUACCAUGCAUCUCAUGGCAUGAAAACAUGAAGGGAAAAAUAGUGUAGCUCAAAAAGUAAAACUACAUCGCUUGACAUGAAGUGCCCUUAACAGCUCGAUAACUAGAGAAGGAUACGGUUUAAGUAGACAGGGCAUCACAUUGAAGGAGAAAGAUCGAGAUUUCAUCACAUUUAAAAGGUACGAGUUGUUUUUUAAGAUGUGAUGCUAACAAAGAAAGCCACAUGAAUGGAUGUCUGAAUAGAUUUAGCUUUAUAGCAUUACCAGGUUAAACUACACAAAGUUUGGGGUUUGAAUGUAAAUUCGAAAUUUUGGAUACAUUUUCUAAUUUGGCCAAAGAUGGAAAAAUAAAACUAAAAAUUGUUUGGCAUGUUUUCCCCCCUAAAAACGUUUUAAAAUUUGUAAAUAUUCUUUUCUUUCACUGAUAAUUGUGUACAUGUUAAACAUUCAUGACGUGAAUGAUUUGUAAAAUGACACCUCUCUGGCCUUAUACGUUUUCUCAAGGUAGCAUAAAAGUGCUUCUUAAAUUCAAUAAAUAUAGAGAAAAGACAUUCUUGACAUUAUAAAACUGAGAUGGCAAAAAGCUUGAAUGUAACACACAUGUCUGUUGUUGGCAGUGAGCGGUGUUUUGUGUGACUUUCCAAAUUUUGUUCUGCUUGUGCUCCGCCACUAACAGUGUAGAUAAGCUGAAGUGAAUUUGUAGCCAUAAAGUUUGGUACAGAGCACACGAUGACAUCAUUAUUAUAGACAAGAGCAUCACCAAAAAGGUCAUUUACUUUUGUGUUUUCUUUAUUGUUUCAUUUUUCAUAAUUGUGCCUUUGAAUGAUCAAGCACCAGAUUUUUUUGCUCCCUUCAUGCUCUUAUCAGUCUAAUGAUGAGAAACUAACCGUUAAAGCUUUCUGUAUGGAACCGAUGAGAUUUAACUCUUAAAACGCUGCAUGUUUGCCAUAUGCCAUCGCACUCUCAUUAAAUAAACUGCUGGCAGCUAUAACUUA